Symbiodinium sp. CCMP2592 is the source of this 889-nucleotide messenger RNA. The record is from the annotation of a GenBank genome assembly. Lineage: Eukaryota; Dinophyceae; Suessiales; Symbiodiniaceae.
GCUUUCGGCACCAGCACCGGUCACGCCACCUGCGCCCAGGUCCAAGCCGGCACCUCCGUCACCCGAGCCGAAGACUGUACCCAUCUACUACCCGCCGGAAGUCCGCCCUUACACAGGCCAGGAGCUGCGAGACGGCCUCAAGGUCUACAUCGCCACGCCAGCGUACGGUGGACAGGUGACGGUGGACUAUAUGACCUCGGUCAUUCAUAUGGUGACGCAGCUCAAAGAGGUUGCGUGGCAGUUGUCCCUGGUGGCAGGGCAGUCCAUCAUCACAGUUGGCCGCAACAAUGCGGUAAUGGAGUUUUUGGCGACGGACUGCACCCACCUCCUUUUCCUGGAUGCGGACGUCGCCUUCACUGUGGACACCAUCCGUGGUAUGCUGGCGGAAGACAAAGACGUCAUCCUCGCCCCGUAUCCUGCCAAGAGCCUCAACGAAGAGAGGAUGUUGGAGGCGGCGGCACGGCGCGGCAGCGCCGCGAGGCUGCGCGAUGGCCUGCACUACGUGCUCCAUGCCCACCCGGGCAAGGUGCAGGAGGCCCUGGAGCGGGGCUCGAAGCUGGUCGAGGUGGAUGCUGGGCCGACCGGCUGCAUGCUCAUCAAGCGGGAGGUUUUCUCCAAGCUGAUGAAGGCAUAUCCUGACAUGCACUGCCGAAUCACUGGCUCCCAUGCUGGCCGGGCGCAAUGCUACGAGAAGUGGUGGCGCUUCUUCGACACGGCCGUGGAAGAUGGCGAAUUCCUCGGGGAGGAUAUCGCCUUUUGCCGGUUGUGGCGGAAUGCCGGGGGCACUCUUUGGGCCGAUCUCGGCGCUACGAUGACCCAUGUGGGGCGCUACGCUUACAUGGGGAACAUGUUGGAAGGAGGGCCUCUGGAAGACCUUUGCCCCAAAUGA